Messenger RNA from Euleptes europaea (tarantolino), 1123 nucleotides. It is a transcript of the gene NUDCD3, whose product is annotated as NudC domain containing 3. Bases 8 to 1099 code for a protein of 363 amino acids. The record is from RefSeq and is a predicted model, not a curated record. Gene Ontology annotation, biological process: protein folding. The transcript is spliced from 6 exons. NCBI's taxonomy places the organism in Eukaryota, Metazoa, Chordata, Lepidosauria, Squamata, Sphaerodactylidae. Gene Ontology annotation, cellular component: cytoplasm.
UCCGGCCAUGGAGCGCGCUGCCGCUCUGACGGACAUGUACGACCAGGCGUUGCUGGGCAUCUUGCAGCAUGUGGGCAACGUGCAGGAGUUCCUGCACGUCCUCUUCGGCUUCCUCUACCGCAAGACGGACUUCUACCGCCUCCUGCUGCAGCCGGGCGACCGGCUGGGCUUCCCUGCGGGCGUGGCGAAGAGCAUGGCUGUCCGGGCAUUCAAAAAUUUUGAAGAUUUGGCCCGUCAAGAUGAUGAGAGAAGACAGCGCGAACUUGAGGAAAAGUUGAAAAAAAGAGAGGAAGAAGCCGCUGCUGCUGCUGCAGCAGAGAGGAUGAAGGUGCCCGUCGUGGCUGAGGAGGUUGAGAUCAGCUCAGUGGUGGAGCAGGACUCUGCAUCAGGUGAUGGAAAGGCUGCCGAAGCACCGGAGUCUGGUACAAUACAAGAGAAGGUAGAAACAGAAACGGCCAGCGCAGUGGCGACUCCCGCAGGAGCAGCUUGCCCCAUAGAAGCUCAGCCAACACAACCGCCAAAGAAACAGGAGCAUUUCCAGGCGAAUCCUGACAGUUACAAUGGAGCCGUGCGAGAGAAUUACGCCUGGUCCCAAGACUACAGCGACCUGGAGAUCAAGGUGCCAGUGCCAAAGCAUGUCCUGAAAGGCAGGCAGGUUUCUGUGGAUAUAGACAGUAGCUCCAUCCGUGUGGCAGUGCUGGAGGGAAGCGGACAGCGUGUGCUCAUGGAAGGCACCCUCACCCAUAAGAUCAACACGGAGAACUCUGUCUGGAGCUUGGAACCAGGGAAGUGUGUCCUCAUUAACCUGAGUAAAGUAGGUGAAUACUGGUGGAAUGCCAUCUUGGAAGGGGAAGAGCAGAUUGACAUUGAUAAAAUCAAUAAGGAGCGGUCAAUGGCUACUGUGGAUGAAGAGGAACAUGCUGUGUUGGACAGACUAAGUUUUGACUACCACCAGAAGUUGCAGGGCAAGCCCCAAAGCCAUGAGCUGAAAGUCCACGAGAUGCUGAAGAAGGGCUGGGAUGCUGAAGGCUCCCCUUUCCGGGGCCAGAAGUUUGAUCCUUCCAUGUUCAACAUCUCUCCUGGGGCGGUGCAGUUUUGACGAUGGGCGAAGAACCAACGUGCC